ACGGUUUCACGAGCGCAAAAAGAGCCGCGUCGCGUGGAGAGAAGAAGCGAGGGAAGGAGCUUCAGAUACGAUAGCACAUGUUAGCCUAGCUCUCACACACGACCCUCCUAUCAUUCUUCUGCCUUUUUUAAAUUAUAUAAAAUAUAUUUUUCUGUUUCUUUGUGAUCAUCUGAGCGCAGUUUCAGCCAUGGAGGAGAAAAAGAGCGAGCUGAACGGGCACGCCGUGUCCGCGCCCCCCGCGCCCCCCGCCGGGAAGAGCGGUAAGGAGAAGCUGCUGCUGUUCCUCCGGAGGAACCUCAUGGUGAUCCUCACCGUGUCCGGCGUGCUCGUGGGGGUCGCGCUCGGGCUGGUGGUCCGGCGCGCGGAGCUCACGCGCGCCCAGAUGACUUACUUCGCCUUCCCGGGCGAGAUGCUGCUGAGGAUGCUGAAGAUGAUCAUCCUGCCGCUCGUGGUCUGCAGCCUGGUGUCCGGGGCGGCCAGCCUGGACACGCGCUCGCUGGGAAAGCUGGGCGGCAUCGCGGUGGGCUACUUUCUGGUGACCACCCUCAUCGCCUCCGGGAUCGGCGUGGCGCUCGCCUUCAUCAUAAAGCCGGGCGUGGGAGCAGGAGCGCUCAACACCAACAGCCUCGCGCUGGAGAGCAUCAGCAACAACAAGGAGACGGCGGACUCCUUCCUGGACCUGGCCAGAAACCUGUUCCCGGCUAAUUUGGUAGCUGCUGCUUUCCGCUCAUAUGCAACUGAUUACAAGAUGAUUCCAGUGGGAAACGACACUAAUGGAACUCUCAUCUACCAAAAGCUCCCUGUGGGAACAGAGACAGAUGGGAUGAACAUUCUUGGCCUGGUUCUGUUCGCUAUGGUGUUUGGAGUGGCUUUGCGGAAGUUGGGACCUGAAGGUGAAGAGCUAAUACGGUUCUUCAAUGCUUUCAAUGAAGCCACCAUGGUGCUGGUGUCCUGGAUCAUGUGGUAUGUGCCUGUCGGCAUCAUGUUUCUGGUGGGGAGUAAGAUUGUGGAGAUGGAGGAUGUGGUUCUGCUGGUCACCAGUUUAGGAAAAUACAUCUUUGCCUCUAUCCUGGGUCAUGUCAUCCACGGUGGCAUCAUCUUACCACUUAUCUACUUUGGGUUCACCCGCAAAAACCCUUUCAGUUUCCUGUCUGGACUCAUCACUCCUUUUACCACAGCUUUCGCUACCUGCUCCAGCUCAGCGACGCUACCCUCCAUGAUGAAGUGUGUGGAGGAGAACAAUGGUGUGGACAAGAGGAUCAGCCGAUUCAUCCUACCUAUCGGAGCCACAGUCAAUAUGGAUGGAGCUGCCAUCUUUCAGUGUGUAGCUGCCGUGUUCAUCGCCCAGCUCAACAACGUUGAACUCAACGCAGGCCAAAUCUUCACCAUAUUGGUGACCGCCACAGCAUCCAGCGUUGGAGCAGCAGGCAUUCCAGCUGGAGGAAUCAUCACCAUUGCCAUCAUUCUGGAAGCCAUCGGCCUGCCCACCAAUGAUCUGUCCCUAAUGCUGGCUGUGGACUGGAUUGUGGACCGUACCACCACUGUGGUGAAUGUGGAGGGGGACGCUCUGGGCGCAGGCAUUUUAAACCAUAUAAACGAGAAGGAGCUGAAGAAGCAGAAAGAGCUUGAAGGGCCACAGGAGGAGCAAGAACUUAUGGAGGUGAAGGUGGAGGCUGUGGCAAACGUCCAAGCGGAAGAGGAAACCUCUCCCCUCGUCACACACCAAAACCAGGAAAAAGACGCCUCCUCACGUGACUCAGCCAAUGAGAAGGAUGGCAUGGAGUCAGUGCUGUGAAGCUCCACACUAAUGCUUUCUUUCUUUUUCUCUUUCUUUCUUUCCUCUUCAAACCACUGAAAAAAGGCACUAAUUCAGCUCUGAGCAUUUUAAGCUCUAUGCUGGAUGUUUACUCCUUUUUGAAACCUGGGAACAAGUGCCAUAUCUCCUGAUUGGUUGUAAAAUUGUUGGUAAUAUUUGUUCUGUGGUAUUAGCACAAUAGUGUGGAUGAUAUAGUGAAGCGACCAGUUUUGGUUUACACUGACAAUGUCCUUUAUUGUGCCAAAACAUUUUUCUAUUGAUUUUUAUUGUCCUGAUUUACAUGUUAAGCCUAAAAGGGAAUGUUCCCGAUUUUGAUCAGUUAAUUUACAGACUGACCCCUUGCUCUGUGUAUGUGCUAUAUUUUAACCUGCCAUGUAAAACAUUAACCGUUUUGAUGAUGGACAAGAUAAUAUUUGCUGUAAAUAUUUGCCUCCCUAAUGGCAUGUCUUAUCACAGACUGGCCUUGUUCCAGUCAAGUGACGCUGAAAUUUGAUGGGGAUGGCUUUGCAAGGUGACUGUCUGAGCAUUUGUUCAGGUGCAUGAUUUUCACUGUCAAUGAUACCCCAGGGUUUGUGUUUUUUUUGCAUACAUUACACCUGGUUUUAAAAUUCUGAGUUUAAAUACUUGAAAAAUGUGUAUGCUUAUAAAAAUGUAGAAUGCAAAUUGCAUUGUGUGAAUUGGCAUAUGUAAGAGCACACUGAUUGGAAAUACUCCAGGCACAUUUACUUUCAGUUUCUCAUAUGCAUCUAUGGGCAUUCACUGUGGCGCUGCUGUUAGAGUAUACAGUAGUGACACCCAGUGGUGUAACUAUGAGUGUCACUCAUUCUUAGUAAGCUGUUUUUGUUAAUACUCACCUACUAGUCACUAGUCUGCUUCUACUGGACACAACGCUCCAAAUAGAUGAAAUUAGUCCUGCCUUUAUGUUUGGCUGUUUGGGGAAAAACAUCACUAGUUAUAUUUUGAAUGUAUGAAGAAUAAUAAGUGAUAGGUGAACUAUAAAUGUCUUUGUAUAAUUUAUUUUAAUUUUGUAACUUUUUGUACAAAUUUUAUUGAACAUAUUUUUCUUAAUCUAGCUGCCUACAGCUUCUCCUCUCAAAUUGUUAUUAACUGCUGUUGGCACACUAAUAUCAUUAUAUUUGUUAUUAACUUGAUUAACUUGUAUUUUUAGAUGGUUUUGAUUCCAGUGCAGAUACAUUGUCUUCUUAGAACAGUUAUUGUAACUCUUUUUAAGUACUGCCUAUAUUUCUCAUCUGUUACGUGUCAUUAAAUCAAUAGCAAUGUA
Messenger RNA from Astyanax mexicanus (Mexican tetra), 3098 nucleotides. It is a transcript of the gene slc1a4, whose product is annotated as solute carrier family 1 member 4. Gene Ontology annotation, cellular component: plasma membrane. Gene Ontology annotation, biological process: L-serine transport; L-glutamate transmembrane transport. The record is from RefSeq and is a predicted model, not a curated record. Bases 188 to 1795 code for a protein of 535 amino acids. Gene Ontology annotation, molecular function: L-aspartate transmembrane transporter activity; L-serine transmembrane transporter activity; L-threonine transmembrane transporter activity. NCBI's taxonomy places the organism in Eukaryota, Metazoa, Chordata, Actinopteri, Characiformes, Acestrorhamphidae. The transcript has 8 exons.